AUGGAGAAACUUCGUCUUCCAACCUUCAAGGGUCUCUCCGACCCUUCUACUCAUGUCACGUCCUUCAACAUAGCGAUGCGACGCGCAAAUCUGACCGACGAAGACAAAGACGCCGGCUUUUGCCAACUCUUUGUCGAAACCCUAGAAGGACCGGCCCUUACUUGGUUCACAGGCCUCAGAGAAAACUCCGUCGAUUGUUUCCACGACCUCUCGACGGCCUUCCUGAAGAAUUAUAUCAUGUUCACCAACCAAGAAACGACCGUGUCCGACUUGUGGAACCUCACUCAUACCAGCGGCCAAAGCCUCCGCGACUUCAUGGAGAAGUUCAACGCUAUCGUCUCGAAAGUUGAUAUUCCUGAUCCUAUCGCUGUCGAGUCUCUGAUGAACACUUUGCACGUUGACUCCACGUUCCGUCAGGAUCUUUACCGAUACCCGACGAAAUCUGUGUCUGACGCCAUCGCUCGCUCGAACAACUUCAUCCGCAUGGAAGAAGACACAAGAGCAAAGUUUGCAAAAGAAGCAGCAGCGAAACAGCGACCCGCCCGAACAAACGACACCCGCCCUGAGCCCCGCCAGCACUCAUCCGGUGGGAACACCACUCAGAAGCGAGGCUACGUUAGCUCGGUCGACGACGAGGAAUCGCCAAAAACAGCAGCCGUCACGCGAGAGAAAGCCUGGAACCACUGGGAUCGAGACUCCGCCUCGAAGCAAUCAAAGUCGUCUGAACCAGCGAGUUCAAACUCCGAGGAGCAAAAGAAAUGGUGCCUCUACCCCAAAAGGGAUUCCCAUGAUACGAAAGAGUGCAAAUUGGAGUAA
Messenger RNA from Brassica rapa (field mustard), 816 nucleotides. RefSeq lists its product as uncharacterized. The record is from RefSeq and is a predicted model, not a curated record. NCBI's taxonomy places the organism in Eukaryota, Viridiplantae, Streptophyta, Magnoliopsida, Brassicales, Brassicaceae.